This is a messenger RNA of Parnassius mnemosyne (clouded apollo), 2307 nucleotides long. NCBI's taxonomy places the organism in Eukaryota, Metazoa, Arthropoda, Insecta, Lepidoptera, Papilionidae. The record is from the annotation of a GenBank genome assembly.
AUGACUGAAAGACGAAAGAAAAAAACCCACAAUGGAUUCCUUCGAAAAGUAUCUUCCUUGUUUAAUCUUGACACGGCUCACGUUACAGCACCUGAAAUGAAGCAGUUACAGAUAAAUGGCAUAGAGGGUGGAGGAUCAGAAAGGACAGUGGGUGAUGAUGGAUCCUUAUAUUUGACAGUAGUACUUUCAAGAGCAGGAGGUGCUGGUCUUGGAUUUAGUAUUGCCGGAGGCUCUGACAAUCCUCAUGUUGCUGAUGAUCCACUGAUAUAUGUCACUAAGCUUAUACCUGGAGGAGCAGCAGCUGCCAGCCAACUACAGAUAAAUGAUGCAAUUUUACAGGUUAAUGACACUAAUGUUGAAAAUGUGACUCAUGCUGAGGCAGUAGAUGCGUUAAAAAAAGCAGGCAACACUGUCAGACUGAAAGUAAGACGACGCAUGGUAGAAGAAACGUUAACGGUACCUAACCUAACAAACAAAGAACAAGCUGUAGAAAUUGAAUUGGUCAAAGGGGGCUCAGGACUAGGUUUCAGUAUAGCAGGUGGAGUUGGAAAUCAACACAUACCAGGAGAUAAUGGCAUCUAUGUGACAAAAAUAAUGUCAGGCGGGGCGGCACAUCGCGACGGCAGACUAAGGGUUGGCGAUAAACUUCUUAUGGUUAAAAACACAUCAAAAGGUGAUGUUAACUUAGACAAUGUGACCCAUGAGGAAGCUGUAAGUGCAUUAAAAGCAUCUGGAGAACGGGUUCAGUUAGUUCUGAUACCAGGACCAAGACACGGACAGCCAUCACCACGCACAUCUAGAGCCAAUACACCAUCCAGCACUGCUAAUUCCUUACGACGCGAAGACGUAACGGAUAGCAAUGAGGAGCCGCGUGUAGUAGAACUCGAAAAGGGACCACAAGGCCUUGGUUUCAAUAUUGUUGGUGGUGAAGAUGGGCAUGGCAUCUAUGUUUCUUUCUUAUUGGCUGGUGGCCCGGCUGAGAGAUCAGGUGAACUGCGUAGAGGCGAUAGACUACUUGCGGUUAACGAUAUUGAUAUAACGCACGCAACUCAUGAACAAGCUGCUAAGGCAUUAAAGGGCACAGGACAGAAUGUAAAAUUAACAGUAGUCUAUCGGCCUCAAGAGUAUAAUAAAUUCGAAGCCCGUAUCAAUGAGCUCAAACAGCAUCAUACACUUCUAAGGACGUCACAAAAGCGAUCACUUUAUGUUAGAGCAUUAUUUGAUUAUGACCCUGUGAAAGAUGAUGGUUUACCCUCCAGAGGACUUCCAUUCCGCUAUGGAGAUAUACUUCACGUCACAAAUGCUUCUGAUGAUGAAUGGUGGCAGGCCAGACGACUAGACACGACAGACGCGGAAGCAAUUGGCAUUAUUCCAUCGAAACGGCGUUGGGAAAGGAAACAGCGCGCACGGGAUCGGCAGGUGAAAUUCCAGGGUCAGGGAACUCCCGUGAGUACUAGCCAGUCUACGUUAGAGAGGAAAAAGAAGACAUUAUCAUUCAGCAGAAAGUUUCCCUUUAUGAAGAGCCGGGAGGACGGCAAAUCAGAAGAUGGUUCAGACCAAGAACCUUUCAUGCUUUGUUACACGCAGGAGGACGCUAACGCGGAUGGGGAAAUCUUGUACCGAGUGGAACUUCCCAUGAUGGAGGAGAUAACGCUCAUUUAUCUCGAGGACGAGAGUCAGGAUGAGACCGUGUUAUCGUAUGAGACGGUUCAACAGUUGACGAUUAACUACACGCGCCCUGUAAUUAUCCUGGGCCCUCUAAAGGACAGAAUAAACGAUGACCUAAUUUCAGAGUUUCCGGACAAGUUUGGAAGCUGUGUGCCUCAUACUACUCGGCCGCGUCGUGAUUACGAAGUGGACGGUCGCGAUUACCACUUUGUGGCGAGUCGCGAGCAAAUGGAGCGCGAUAUACAAAACCAUCUGUUCAUUGAGGCCGGCCAAUAUAACGACAAUCUCUACGGCACGUCCGUCGCUUCCGUCCGGGAGGUCGCUGAGAAGGGUAAACAUUGCAUUUUGGACGUCAGCGGAAAUGCCAUAAAGAGAUUACAAGUGGCGCAACUUUAUCCUAUUGCCAUAUUUAUUAAACCAAAGAGUGUAGAUUCUAUAAUGGAAAUGAAUAAGAGAAUGACUGAAGAUCAAGCUAAAAAAACAUACGAACGUGCGUUGAAAAUGGAACAAGAGUUCGCUGAAUACUUCACUGCGGUGGUGACGGGCGAUACUCCAGAAGAGAUCUAUGCGAAAGUGAAGGCGGUGAUCACGGCGGAGAGCGGCCCCACCGUGUGGGUGCCGCGCCGCGAGCCGCUGUGA